Erythranthe guttata (spotted monkey flower) is the source of this 1356-nucleotide messenger RNA. NCBI's taxonomy places the organism in Eukaryota, Viridiplantae, Streptophyta, Magnoliopsida, Lamiales, Phrymaceae. The record is from RefSeq and is a predicted model, not a curated record.
AUGGAUGCACAUUUAAAUAGUGAACAUGCUGAUGUAGGUAUUACAGCAGAUGGUGCCGUGGAGAAUAGAACGGAAUCAACUCACAUCAAUAAGCGACUAAAAAAAUCACCUAUCUGGGCAGAGUUUACAGAGAUUAAGGAUGAUAAUGGUGUCACCAAGGUGUGUUGCAACCACUGUAAAAAGCUAUUUACAAGGAACAAGACUACUUCAACAAAUCAAUUCCACAGGCACUUGCAAUCAUGUCGUGUUUUUCAAAAAGAAAAGGCUGCACAAGAUAAGGGGAAAUUUUCACAAACACAAAUUGGUUUUCUUCCAACAACUGUAGAGCUAUCUUCUUUUCCAGCAUUACGUGAUGGGAAAUUUGAUAUGGAAGCGGUAGCUCAUUGGAUUAUGAUGCAUGAGCAUCCUUUCUCCAUUGUAGAAGAUGAAGGAUUUAAUUUGAUGCAUAGACUGGGAAUGCCUGAGUGGAGAUCAUUUACUAGAAUCACGGCAAAACAUAUUUGCGUGAAAGUGUACGACGUGGAGAAGCAGCAAUUGAAAAUUUUAUUGAAGAAUGUGAACAAAAUCAGCCUUACUACAGACUGUUGGAAGUCGAAGAAUCAAAAAAUUGAGUACAUGGUCAUAACUGGUCAUUGGAUUGAUCAAAGCUGGAUUUUACAAAAACGUAUGCUCAACUUUGUCCAUAUUCCACCUCCUAGACAAGGCCUUGAGAUUGCAAAUGUUGUGUGGCGGUGCUUGGAAGAAUGGAGAAUCGAUUCUAAGAUUUUUAUCGAAAGUAAAAAGAAGCUGCUUUGUGAAGGAAGUUUGUUCCAUGUCAGGUGUUGUGCACAUAUUCUAAAUUUGAUAGCACAAGAUCGUCUUUCUCAGAUUAAAGACAUCAUAGAAGUUGUCCGUGACAGUGUCGAACCGAAAGACGUGUUUCCAAGGUUUGCAGACCGAGAGCCUCAUUUUGAAAAAUGCCCAACUAAUGAAGAUUGGAAAAAAGUUGAGAAAGUGUGCUCGGUAUUGGAGGUGUUCUGGACAGCUACACAUAUCAUUUCUGGAAGUGAUUAUCCAACCUCAAACUUAUUUCUUAAUGAAGUAAGUAGAGUGAAGGUAAUGUUGGAUCAAAAGUCAUCAGAUACUGAUUCUUUCAUCCAGGAUAUGGUCAAGAAAAUGAAAAUCAAGUUUGAUAAGUAUUGGGGGGAGUCUGAUUUACUUAUGUCUGUAGCAGCUGUGUUGGAUCCUAGAUGUACGAUGACAGCACUUCAAUUUCGUUUUCCCAAGAUUUAUGGGCCAAUACAAGGCGAGAGAAAUUAUACGUGUUCGAGAAACUUUAUAUCAACUUUAUGCCGAGUAUGCGGCGCAACAAAAUAG